GUCCGUGACUUGUUCAAACCAGUUUCCUGAGUCUGCGCAGUAAGUGUAAACAGGAAGAAGAGUGAAAAAUUAAAAAGGGUUGAUAAACGUUACGCAAAACUGAGAGGGUCGAUUUAUAGUCGCGGUGCAGUAUCUGUUGUUUUCUGUAAACGAAGAAGCUCGAUGUAUCGUCAUUAAUUAAAGUAUUGCACGCGAUGUAACGCGUUCACUGACUGAACAGCCGCUGCUAGAGAAAAAAAAACCCGGCUAAUGCUAAUUGCUUGGCUGUCUAGAGAUUCUGCCAAACUCUACGGUUAAGGCAAACUGCACAUUUCGAUAUAGGUUAAAAGGCUUUCAACAUCGAACUGCCGGUUCUGUCUCGCGCAGAAAAUCUGCAUCCGAUUGAAUUCAGCGCCCUACCGGUAGACACGGUGACCUACUAACCCACUAGAGAAUCGGGCAGUGGCUCCAUUUCCUGCACAAGAAAAGCUUUGGUCGACGACUAGUCCGAUACUUUUCAACAGCAGUAAUUAAGUAUACAUGAAAAUGGUUCAGAAAGACAAAAUUAUCGAGUUGUCACAGCCAGAGACCGAGGCAAACCCAGUACCAACCGAAGCGGGUUCGGAUACGCAAGGUCCAGUUGACGAACCCAUCAUCGGGGUAGAGAGAACAGGCCGCAGGAAAUUCAUCACUGGUGUUGUAGAGGGCUUCUAUGGACGGCCAUGGACUAUUGAACAAAGAAAAGAGCUUUUCAGGAGGCAGCAGAAAUGGGGAUUGAACACUUAUUUGUAUGCCCCGAAAGAUGACUACAAACACAGAAUGUUUUGGAGAGAGAUGUAUUCUGUUGAGGAAGCAGAGCAACUCACAACUUUGAUAAGUGCUGCUAAAGAGCACGGUAUUGAGUUCAUUUAUGCCAUUUCCCCUGGCUUGGACAUUACAUUCUCAAAUCAGAAGGAAGUGUCUACACUGAAAAGGAAGUUAGACCAGGUCUCUCAUUUUGGGUGCAAGUCAUUUGCCUUACUGUUUGAUGAUAUAGAUCAUAACAUUUGUCCAGCUGACAAGGAAGUAUUCAGCUCCUUUGGACAUGCCCAAGUGUCCAUCACCAAUGAGAUCUUCCAGUAUUUGGGAGAACCUGAUAUAUUCUUAUUUUGCCCCACUGAGUAUUGUGGAACAUUUUGUUAUCCAAAUGUAUCACAAUCGCCUUACCUGCGUACAGUUGGUGAAAAGCUGCUUCCUGGUGUUGAGGUGCUUUGGACAGGUCCAAAGGUAGUUUCUAAAGACAUAACCGUUGAAUCUAUUGAAGAAGUCACAAAGAUACUGAGGAGAGCUCCUGUCAUCUGGGACAAUAUUCAUGCCAAUGACUAUGAUCAGAAGCGACUUUUCUUAGGGCCUUAUAAGGGCAGGUCCACAGAACUCAUUCCCCGGCUAAAAGGUGUCCUCACCAACCCCAACUGUGAAUUUGAGUCCAACUUUGUUGCCAUUCACACGUUAGCCACGUGGUACAAGUCUAACAUGAAUGGAGUGAGAAAAGAUGUUGUCAUGACGGACAGCGAAGACAGCACUGUGUCCAUUCAGAUAAAGCUGGAGAACGAGGGCAGUGAUGAGGAACUAGAAACAGACAUCCUCUACAGCCCACAGAUCGCACUCAAGCUGGCUCUUUGUGAAUGGUUGAGCGAGUUUGGAGUGCCUCAUCAGUACAACAGUCGGCAGGUACCUCACAGUGGAAAUAAAAGCACUUCUAUUGAUGUUCCCCCACUCAGUACGACCAGUCUGGGCUCCACCACAACAGUGACCACAGUCUUCCAACAGCCCAUCAUGAGUCCAGCCGUGCCCCUUAGCGAUGAACCGCACGUGCUUGGCAAAGAAGAGGAGGUGGAGGUGGAAAAGAAAGAGUCUGACGAAGAACCCAUGGAGAUGGUUGUAGAAAAGAAUGACGAGGUGGAGGACACUAAAAAUGUCAAUGAGAUCCUCACAGAGAUUGUCAAGGCUAAGAUGACAGAGGAUCUCAAACCCAUGGACACAGACAAAGAAAGCCUGACGGAGUCCAAGUCUCCAGAGAUGUCCAUUCAAGAGGAUUCAGGCAGCGACAUUGCACCUAUGCAGACUGAUGAUCAGCUCAAUAAGGAAGUGUUUGUUCCAGGCCCCAAUGAAAAACCACUGUUCACUGCUGAAGCACUUACUCUGGAGGAUCUGUCCCUGCUGGCUGAACUCUUCUACCUGCCAUAUGAGCAUGGACCAAAAGCAGUACAAAUGCUGAAAGAGUUUAACUGGCUGAGAGCCAACAGCAAUUAUGUCAGCGUUAACUCCAAAGGAAAGGAUCCAGAGAAGGUAACUGAAUGGCAGUCCAGAGCAGAAAACUUUGAAGAGAUGUGCUGCUCCGUCAUCCAGAUGUUUACCAGACUCUCCAACUCUGCCAACAGGACCAUUCUAUAUGACCUGUAUCCCUAUAUCUGGGAUAUAAAAAGUAUCAUCUCAAUGGUGAAAUCAUUUGUUCAGUGGUUAGAUGGAAGAAUCCUUGGCACAAGUUUGUACUGCUAUUGGAUGGACAGUGCCCGAUGGUGUCGUAGUCAGUCGUCAGCACAGUUCUUAAGUGGCGACCAAGAGCCCUGGGCCUUUAGGGGUGGUCUAGCAGGAGAGUUCCAGAGACUGUUGCCAAUUGAUGGGGCAAAUGAUCUUUUCUACCAGCCACCUCCAUCAAUGCCAACUUCCAAAAUCUAUAGCAUAAGGCCUUACUUUCCCAAAGAUGAGUCUGCCGUCUAUAAGAUAUGCAGGGAAAUGUACACUGAGGGCUGUGAUGGCCUUUCUUUCCCCGAUGAGUCGCCGGACCUUAUUGGAGACAGGUUAGUAGGAGGUUUCCUUACGCUCAGCCCAGACUAUGGCUUUGUGCUUGAGGAUGAGGAAGGAAUUUGUGGCUAUGCUUUGGGCACUGUGGAUGUCAAACCUUUCGUAAAGAAAUGCAAGUUGAGUUGGAUACCAUUCAUGCAGGAGAAAUACAACAAGCCAGAUACAGAGAAGGACCUGUCAGAUGCUGAGAAAAUGAUGCUAAGCUUCCAUGAGGAGGAGGAGGAGGGCUUGCCAGAAUCAUUCCUCGGCAACUUCCCAUCCCUCAUUAAAGUGGACAUUCAUGCAAAGGUUACUGACCCCAGUGUUGCCAAAAGCAUGAUGGGAUGUCUCCUCUCAUCGCUCAAAGCUAAUGGCUCGCAUGGUGCUUUCUGUGAGGUCCGACAGAUGGACAAAAGGAUGAUGGACUUUUAUAGUAAACUUGGCUGCUUUGAAGUGGCCAAAAUGGAGGGAUUCCCAAAAGACGUUAUUAUAAUGGGGAGGAGCUUGUGAAUCUAGAGCAAGAAACACAAAGAAGGAGCCCCCUAGAAAGUACACAAAGCUUUGGCCCAAAGUAAAGGGCCAAGGCGCUACCUGUUUAUAUAACAAUCAUAUGUUUGUAAUCACAACUCUAGUGGCCUGUAAUGGUAACUUAAAUCACCUAAUUAUGCCGAAAACCCUUCUAGAGUUUUAGGUGCUUUUCAUAGAUAUUAUUAUUUGCCAGUCAGAGGCGUGUGCUCAAGAGUUUGUUAGUGUGUACAUAUAUGCAUAUGUUUGCGUAUUCAGGGGAGCAUGAGAAAUGGAAAAAGAUUUGGAGUGUGAGUCUGCAAGUGUAAUUCAGGAGUUACUUUGAAGAAAAUACUUUUUCCUGGUGGACAGAGCUUGAGUUGGCCAAGUGCCAUUUGAACUCACUAAAUCUCUUAGAUGUGGCUGGGUUGCAUAUGUGUUGUGUUAAGUUGACACAUUUAAGCCCAUGUGUAGAUUCUCCAGACUAAACCUUGCCAUUACUUGAUAAAAGAAAUUCUCACUUUUCUGUUUUAUUAUUAUUAUUAUUAUUAUUAUUAUUAUUAUAGUUCAUUUCAACGUUUUGCAGUGUUCAGAAAAAUAAUCUAGAAUGAGGUUGACUUCAUAACAUCCAGUGUUUGUGGUGUUGCUUUACUGGAUAUUGUAAUACAUUCUGCAAUAUACCAGGCUCAAACAAUAUCAGUGAGCUCUUAUGCAGAAUACACAACCCUAAAGCUAUCCUUUGAGGCAGAAGUAAGUACAGUUACACCAUAAUGUAUAUUGUCCUUAGGACUGCAUGGCAUAUUUUUGUGUAAGCCUUUAGCAUGUGUAUCUUUUAAUUAUACAUUUUUGUUUUGUACAAAAAAUGCCUUUUGGCUCUUGUCCUUCUUUUGUAAUAUAUUUUAGGUUAAUGAGAGGUACUUUCCAACACUUCUGCCUUUGUUUAAAGCUGUGCAUUUGAGACAGCAAGCUUACAUGAUAAUUCUGAGAUGCAGGGAUGAUGUUUACAAAACAAAAGUAAAAUCUGUAACCUAAACGUGAAGGCCAAUGCCCAGAACAAUGUCUCAAACCAAAGUGAGAACUGAAAUUUAACUUAAAUUAAGCUGUGUUAAUGGAUUCUCUCUAACAAAUCUGAGGUCCUUUCUCUGUUGCCGGAAGAGGAGGAUAACUGCCAUUGCCUGUUCUUGAUUACGGCCUGCCUUGUUAAUUUGAUAAAAUGUUAAAAAGCACCACUUUUCAAGUUGGGUUUCUCCGAAGUCCACAUUCUAAUGCCAAUAUCAGAAUUAUUGCCAUGAAUGAAUGGUACUAAAGAUUCUAUUUAGGAGUCUUUUGAAAAUAUUUAUGCGAUGUUAACACCCUUAAUGUUUAGUUUUUUUUUUUGUUUUUUUUUUAAAUGACUGACAGAACAAUCUAUAUAUAUAUAUAUAUAUAUAUAUAAAACCAGAUGAGCGCACAUGGCUCUUGCAGAUUCCCAUUCAUAAUGCUUAAAUAAUGCCUGGGUUUAAGAUAAUGUAAAUAGUUUUGUGCAUGUGAUGGGCCAACAAUUUGGGUCUUGAGAAAUGUCUUUGUUCGCACCCAGUCAAGGGGAACUUUUACUCUGGCUGUAUAUCUCCAUGGCUUGCUGAUUACUAUGUUUGGCUCAUUGUAUUUUGGUUGAUCAUACACAAUAUAAAGGGCUUUUUUUAAGGUUAUAUACAAUGCAUAUAUUUAAAAAGAUGAAGACCUUUCCAUACUUUGAUGUAAUUAUGAUUAUGUAUAUGUAAUAUAGUUGUCAUUUCUGUACGGUUUGUAUGUAAUUAAGAUGGUUAUUAAAAUGUUAAAUAGGAAAAAAAAAAAUCUGUGGUAAAAGAGUCAUGCUUGCUAGGCCCAUUACUCUUCCUUCAAAACACUAUCAUCUACCUAUCAGUUUUUACCACCACUGCAGUGUACAUACUACAUAUAGUAUAAUUUCUUUAGUACUAUAGCUAUGAUUGAAGGUAUUGUUUUCUUUAAAUAUUUACACAGUAGUGUUCUCAACAGUUUUUUUUAUUUUUUAUCCCACAGUAUGUCACUUGAUUUGUUUUUAAUGGUUCUUUUUUUGGCAAACAAGGUUUUAAAUCCUAGUCCCUUUCUUAAGGACUGACAGAGUGGUUGUUUGCAUGGGUAAGACAGUGAGAUCAAUCAAGAAGUCAUUGUAUUUUACAAUUUACAGAAUCUGUAAAUAAAAUGUUGUUUUAGUAGAA
Messenger RNA from Myxocyprinus asiaticus (Chinese sucker), 5525 nucleotides. It is a transcript of the gene oga, whose product is annotated as O-GlcNAcase. NCBI's taxonomy places the organism in Eukaryota, Metazoa, Chordata, Actinopteri, Cypriniformes, Catostomidae. Gene Ontology annotation, molecular function: beta-N-acetylglucosaminidase activity. The record is from RefSeq and is a predicted model, not a curated record. The transcript has 17 exons. Bases 520 to 3312 code for a protein of 930 amino acids. Gene Ontology annotation, biological process: glycoprotein metabolic process.